AUGGCUGACAUGCUCGAGGCCGUUCUUUUCCUCACCUCGAUCACAUUCAUUAUCGCCGUGGGCCAUUCGGCGAUCCAAGCAACAUGGCUGAAAUUUCCGGAAUGGGAUAGGUAUGCCUUCUAUAGACGGUAUCGCGUUCGAUUGCAGAUCUCGAAUAAAACACCCUCGCUUCACGCUCGAGAAUUAGUCGGCAUGGUCCCGGAUACCAUCCCACUGAUCUCCAACCCGGAACCUUUGGCACAUUCGCGGCAAGAUACAGUGCUAGGGAGUCAGCGAUGGCCAGACUAUGGUGACCCGCGGAGGCCAUCGUAUACGCGCCCGAUACCCAGGAGCAUGAGCACCAGCAUACAUCCGAGUCAACACCCGAAUUUGAACUCCAACCCGGGGCCGUAUCAAGCUGGGCAAGAGUCUUCUCCGUCCACUCAGCCAUACACCAACUUUGGGGCAACCGUUCAUCCUCAUCCUCAUCCAUAUCCUCCUCUCAGUGUUAACGGGGUCAACCAUCCGUUUGAUAGAAUCGCCACACCAGAUACCGUCAGCCACACCCCCAGCCACACCACGUGA
Penicillium cosmopolitanum is the source of this 564-nucleotide messenger RNA. RefSeq lists its product as uncharacterized. The transcript is spliced from 2 exons. The record is from RefSeq and is a predicted model, not a curated record. Bases 1 to 564 code for a protein of 187 amino acids. Lineage: Eukaryota; Fungi; Ascomycota; Eurotiomycetes; Eurotiales; Aspergillaceae.